This is a messenger RNA of Sapajus apella (tufted capuchin), 1524 nucleotides long. RefSeq names its product agmatinase (gene AGMAT). The record is from RefSeq and is a predicted model, not a curated record. The transcript has 8 exons. Gene Ontology annotation, molecular function: agmatinase activity; metal ion binding. NCBI's taxonomy places the organism in Eukaryota, Metazoa, Chordata, Mammalia, Primates, Cebidae. The coding region runs from base 464 to 1318 and encodes 284 amino acids.
CGGCUGUAGUUUAUCCUUCUUACGUAGCUCUGCGAGGUGCGGACGGCUUGGAUCCCCUCCAGCGCCUGCGAGGGCUUCUCCUGGCUGCCGCUUGCGCUCUGGCGAAUGUCCGGAGUGGCAGCCCCCUUCGAGGCUUGCACGAGGGCGUCCUGGCAUCCGCGGUCAAGCGGGCCCUGCUGCUUCUGGGGCUGACCCUGUGGCUGGCGAGGCCCGGUCCACUCAAGGACGCCCUGCUUUGGCUUGCUCAGCCCAGGAGAACCCGGGUCGACCCUGUGUCGGGCAGGGGUGUGGCUGAGGCAGUGGUGGGCAGGGAAACUAGUGCCUGCCUGGUGGUAGUCCCAGGCAUGGAGCUUCCUGCAGACCUUGUGGCUUACUUCAGGUUUUGUUGCUUUGGCCACCGAGGAGGAAUGCUUGCCCCAAGUGGUUACUGUCUUGAAUAGUUGUUGAGUGAAAGUUUGAACCUAUGGAAUCUAGUCAUGGCAACUGUUUUAAUGUCUUUGACGCGAAUUCCAACAUCUGUGUCACUUCUGGAUUUGGACCUCGCCGCAUCCGGGAAGAAUCAGUGAUGCUUCGGACGGUCAAUCCUAGCACGGGGGCCCUCCCCUUCCAGUCCCUCAUGGUUGCAGACCUAGGCGAUGUGAAUGUCAAUCUUUACAACCUUCAGGACAGCUGCCGGCGAAUUCAAGAGGCCUAUGAGAAAAUUGUAGCAGCUGGCUGUAUUCCCCUGACCUUGGGUGGAGAUCACACAAUCACAUAUCCCAUAUUGCAAGCAAUGGCAAAAAAGCAUGGCCCUGUGGGGCUGCUGCAUGUGGACGCACACACGGACACGGCCGACAAGGCCCUAGGAGAGAAGCUCUACCACGGGACGCCCUUCCGCCGGUGUGUGGAGGAGGGUCUCCUGGACUGUAAGCGGGUGGUGCAGAUUGGCAUCCGGGGCUCUUCCAUGACCUUGGAUCCCUACAGAUACAACCGGAGCCAGGGCUUCCGGGUGGUCCUGGCUGAAGACUGCUGGAUGAAGUCGCUGGUUCCUCUGAUGGGGGAAGUCAGGCAGCAGAUGGGAGGCAAACCCAUUUAUAUCAGCUUUGAUAUUGAUGCCCUGGAUCCUGCCUAUGCCCCAGGGACAGGGACACCUGAAAUUGCUGGUCUCACCCCUAGUCAGGCUCUGGAGAUCAUCCGGGGUUGUCAAGGCCUGAACGUGGUGGGCUGUGACCUGGUAGAAGUUUCACCACCAUAUGAUCUUUCUGGGAACACGGCCCUGCUGGCGGCUAACCUGCUGUUUGAGAUGCUGUGUGCUCUCCCCAAAGUGACAACCGUCUGAGUCUCGUGCUCUUCAAGACAAAACAGAUUGCAUCGCUGACAAGUUCUCAAGAAGAACUUAUGAGUAAGCAGUCUGAGAACUCACGAGUUUAUGCCAAGAAAACUUUCUGCUGAACGUGUCAUUGCUGGCUGUGAAAUUGGGACAUUCAGUAGAACUCUCACCCAAACAGCAACAUUUCUAAGGAAUUUGGAUUAAUUUAAAAAAAA